AGAGACAGUGGCAGAUAACAGGAGAGAGAGAGAGAGAGAGAGAGAGAGCGAGAGAGAGAGUCAGAUUAGUGAACUGAAGCUGAAAAAAGAAGCAGAAUUUGUCUCCUCGGAUUUCUCCGGAUGAUUUAUUUCCUUUCUUGCACUUUUCCCCGUCUGUUGGAUGUAAUAAAUCGAUAAUCGAUCAGCGGCUUCAGACAUCAAAGGAGCGUGUUCGUCCUGAUCGAUCGGCUGCAAUGUGCAUUAGUAGUUUGUGAAAGAGAAGAAGGGAAAGUGAUCGAUUAGAGAUGAUGAUCUGGAGCUGAGAGCAGCAGCGAGAUGUACGAGGACAGAAACAAAAGUUCUGGUCGUAACGGCUACACCAAAACAGUGGAUGGGGAUGAGGGAGGAGGUGAGGGUGAGGAGGAGGAGGAGGAGGAGGGAGGAGAAGGGGAUGGAGGAGGAGAAGAAGGAGGAGGAGGAGGAGGAGGAGGAGAGGAGAGGGAUGAGGAGUGGGACGAAGAGCUGGAUGGAGAAGACCAGGGAGGAGUGAGAAUGACGAGAACCGACACGCUUCACUCGACCACGAGUUCAACCGGAACGCAGAGGAGGAGAGGACAACACGCUAAGAAACAGGUACAGGGCAGUAAUCAGGUCCAGCGAGCUCCCAGAGCGUUAUACUGUCUGAAACUCAACAAUCCAAUCAGAAGAGCCGCUCUCUCCAUCGUGGAGUGGAAACCGUUUGAUAUCUUCAUCCUGUUAGCCAUCUUUGCUAACUGUGUCGCUCUGGGAGUCUCCAAACCGUUUCCUGAGGACGACUCCAACUCCACCAACCACGACCUGGAACAAGUGGAGUACAUCUUCCUCAUCAUCUUCACUGUGGAGACCUUCCUGAAGAUCCUGGCCUAUGGUCUGGUGAUGCACCCGAGUUCCUACAUCCGCAACGGCUGGAACCUGCUGGACUUCGUCAUCGUCAUCGUCGGGUUAUUCAGCGUCGUCUUGGAGACGAUGACUCAUAAAUCUGGUGAGCAGGCGACCAAUCAUCAUGUGCCGGGGAAACCUGGAGGUCUAGACGUCAAAGCUCUGAGGGCCUUCAGAGUCCUGCGGCCCCUCAGACUGGUUUCGGGAGUUCCCAGUCUGCAGAUUGUGUUGAACUCCAUCAUGAAGGCAAUGGUUCCUCUGCUCCACAUCGCUCUGCUGGUUCUCUUCGUCAUCAUCAUCUACGCCAUCAUCGGUCUGGAGCUCUUCAUAGGACGCAUGCACAAGACCUGCUACCACAUAGGAACAGAUAAUUACGUGGAAGACGACCCGGUGCCGUGUGCAUUUGCGGGUCACGGUCGGCAGUGUGUGAUUAACGGCUCAGAGUGUCGGGGGAGAUGGGACGGUCCAAACGGAGGAAUCACCAACUUUGACAACUUCUUCUUUGCCAUGUUGACCGUGUUCCAGUGCAUCACGAUGGAGGGAUGGACCGACGUACUCUACUGGAUGAAUGACGCCAUCGGGUUCGAGCUGCCCUGGGUUUAUUUCGUCAGUCUGGUGAUCUUCGGCUCGUUCUUCGUUCUCAACCUGGUUCUGGGAGUCCUCAGCGGAGAGUUCAGUAAGGAGAGGGAGAAGGCGAAGGCUCGGGGAGACUUCCAGAAGCUGAGGGAGAAGCAGCAGAUGGAGGAAGAUCUGUGUGGGUACAUGGACUGGAUCACUCAGGCUGAGGACAUGGACGAACUGGACGAGGACGGAAACCCACGUCCGUCUCUGGGCGAUCUGUCUGAUAAGAAGAGGGGGAAGUUCGGAUGGUUCAGUCACUCCAAUGAGACUCAUGCGAGUCUUCCCGCCAGUGAAACAGCGUCUGAAAACACCGUAAACAUCGACGAGGAACACACCAACUGCUGCCAGGCCUGCUGCUCUCGGAUGAUGAAGAUCAGCUGCUGUCGUACGUUGCGUCGCUGGAACCGAGUCUGUCGCAGGAACUGUCGCACUGCUGUGAAAUCGGUGACGUUCUAUUGGCUCGUUCUGCUGCUCGUCUUCCUCAACACGUCCCUCAGCGCCUCCGAGCACUACGACCAACCUGAUUGGCUGACGCAGGUUCAAGACAUCGCCAACAAGGUGCUGCUGUCUCUGUUCACGGUGGAGAUGCUGUUGAAGAUGUACAGUCUGGGUCUGGCUCAUUACUUCGUGGCGUUCUUCAACCGCUUCGACUGCUUCGUGGUGUGCGGCGGCAUCGUGGAGACGAUCCUGGUGGAGCUGGAGAUCAUGCCUCCUCUGGGGAUCUCCGUGCUGCGCUGCGUCCGCCUGCUCAGGAUCUUCAAGGUGACACGCCAUUGGACGGCUCUGUCCAAUCUGGUGGCGUCCCUGUUGAACUCCAUGAAGUCCAUCGCCUCCCUGCUGCUGCUGCUGUUCCUCUUCCUCAUCAUCUUCGCUCUGCUCGGCAUGCAGCUGUUUGGAGGGAAGUUCAACUUCGACGAGACGCAGACCAAACGCAGCACCUUCGACGCCUUCCCGCAGGCGCUGCUCACCUGCUUCCAGAUCCUGACGGGUGAAGACUGGAACGUGGUGAUGUACGACGGCAUCAUGGCGUACGGCGGCCCCGUGUUUCCAGGGAUGAUCGUCUGCGUUUACUUCGUCAUCCUCUUCAUCUGCGGUAACUACAUCCUGCUGAACGUCUUCUUGGCCAUUGCUGUGGACAACCUGGCAGGGGGAGACGGAGACGACAAGAGUAAAGAGAAGAAGACGGAGGGAGCGGAGGAGGAGGAGGAGGAGGAGGAGGAGGAGGAGGAGGAGGCUGAAGAGGAAGAAGUGAAGGUUGACAUCGAUGGAGACACCGAGUACGAGGAGGAAGAGGAGCUCCCUGAAGGAGAGGAAGAUGGAGGAGUCCAGCUAAAGAUGGCCGACCUGGCUCCUCCUAAAGAGAAGAUUCUUCCAAUCCCAGAAGGCAGUGCGUUCUUCUGCCUGAGCAAGACAAACCCUAUUCGUGUGGCCUGUCACACUCUGAUCCACCACCACAUCUUCACCAACCUCAUCCUCGUCUUCAUCAUCCUCAGCAGCUGCUCAUUGGCUGCUGAGGAUCCAAUCAGAGCCCACUCCUUCAGGAACAACAUUCUGGGUUAUGCAGACUACGCCUUCACCUCCAUCUUCACUGUGGAGAUUCUGUUAAAGAUGACCGUCCACGGAGCGUUCCUCCACCAGGGCUCGUUCUGCAGAAACUGGUUUAACUUGUUGGAUCUGCUGGUCGUCAGCGUCUCACUGGUCUCCUUCUUCCUUCACUCCAGUGCAAUCUCUGUGGUGAAGAUCCUCAGAGUACUCCGGGUGCUCCGACCUCUGAGAGCCAUCAACAGAGCCAAAGGACUUAAGCAUGUGGUCCAGUGUGUGUUCGUGGCCAUUAGGACGAUCGGAAACAUCAUGAUCGUCACAACUCUGCUACAGUUCAUGUUCGCCUGCAUCGGAGUCCAACUCUUCAAGGGUAAAUUUUAUCGCUGCACAGACGAGGCCAAAAACACUCCUGAACAGUGCAAAGGGACCUUUGUGGUGUAUAAAGACGGAGACGUGAGCCAUCCGAUGGUCAGAGAGAGAAUCUGGCUGAACAGCGAAUUUAACUUUGACAACGUGUUGAUGGGGAUGAUGGCACUCUUCACCGUGUCCACCUUUGAGGGUUGGCCCGCGCUGCUGUAUAAAGCCAUUGAUGCUAACGGGGAGAACUCUGGUCCCAUCUACAACUACCGAGUGGAGAUCUCAAUCUUCUUCAUCGUCUACAUCAUCAUCAUCGCUUUCUUCAUGAUGAACAUCUUCGUGGGUUUCGUCAUCAUCACCUUCAGGGAGCAGGGAGAGCAGGAGUACAAGAACUGUGAGCUGGACAAGAACCAGAGGCAGUGUGUGGAGUACGCUCUGAAGGCUCAGCCACUGAAACUUUACAUCCCAAAGAAUCCAGUUCAGUAUAAGUUCUGGUCCAUCAUUAACUCCACAGGAUUCGAGUAUGUCAUGUUCGUCCUCAUCCUGCUCAACACCGUAACUCUGGCUGUUCAGCAUUAUGAACAGUCCAAAACCUUUAGCCAUGUCAUGGACAUCCUCAACAUGGUGUUUACUGGACUCUUCACUGUGGAGAUGCUGCUUAAGCUGCUCGCUCUCAGACUCAGGCAUUACUUUAUAGACGCCUGGAACUCGUUCGAUGCUCUCAUUGUGGUCGGCAGUGUUGUCGACAUUGUCGUCACCGAGUUCAGUAGUGGGGAAGACAGCUCUCGGGUGUCGAUCACCUUCUUCCGUCUGUUUCGAGUGAUGCGAUUGGUCAAGCUGCUGAGUAAAGGCGAGGGUAUUCGUACACUGCUGUGGACAUUCAUCAAAUCACUACAGGCUCUGCCGUACGUCGCUCUGCUCAUCGCCAUGAUCUUCUUCAUCUACGCCGUCAUCGGGAUGCAGACGUUUGGAAAGGUCGCGAUGCAGGAUCACACUCAGAUCAACAGGAACAACAACUUCCAGACAUUUCCACAGGCUGUUCUCCUCCUCUUCAGGUGUGCUACAGGUGAGGCGUGGCAGGAGAUCAUGUUGGCGAGCCUUCCGGGUAAACGCUGCGACCCUGAGUCCGACUAUGAACCGGGAGAGGAGUUCAGCUGCGGCAGCAACUUCGCCAUUGUUUACUUCAUUAGCUUCUUCAUGCUGUGUGCUUUCCUGAUCAUUAACCUGUUUGUCGCCGUCAUCAUGGACAACUUUGACUAUCUGACACGUGAUUGGUCGAUUCUGGGGCCGCAUCAUUUGGAUGAGUUUAAGAGGAUCUGGUCUGAAUAUGAUCCAGAGGCCAAGGGUCGUAUCAAACAUCUAGACGUUGUGGCUCUGCUCAGGAGGAUUCAGCCUCCUCUGGGUUUUGGGAAGCUCUGUCCUCACCGAGUGGCCUGUAAGCGUCUGGUGGCGAUGAACAUGCCUCUGAACGCUGACGGGAUGGUGACGUUCAACGCCACGCUCUUUGCUUUGGUUCGCACCGCCCUCAAGAUCAAGACCGAAGGUAACCCUGACCAGGAGAACGAGGAGCUGAGGGUGAUCAUCAAGAAGAUCUGGAAGAGAAUGAAACCAAAACUACUGGACGAAGUAAUACCACCACAUGAAGAGGAGGAAGUGACUGUGGGGAAGUUCUAUGCGACCUUCCUGAUCCAGGAUUACUUCAGGAAGUUCAGGAAGAGGAAAGAAAAAGGAGACCUGACGGGAGAGUCUGACACUACCAACCCCUCGGCUGUCCAGUUGUGUAAAGCCGGUCUGAAGACUCUGCAGGAUCUGGGUCCAGAGAUGCGCCUGGCUCUGAACGAGGACCUGGAGGAGGACGAGGAGGAGGUUAUGAUGGAGGAGGAAGAGAUGGAGGAGAACGCUGCGUACAAGGGUGAAAAUGGUUUUGGACCAGACAAAGACAGACGAGGCUCCAUACUGACCACGCCUACAGGUCCUGGUGGCGUUGUUGGGGACGGCGGUGUGUCUAACGGGGGUCUCGUCCACCGGGUCGGUUCUCUCACUAAGAUGCCCAACGGCAGUGAACACGAUGAACAUCUUCGCCGCGGAGACAACACGAGGUCAUCUAUCAAUCAUCACCAUCCCCGCCGGCCGUCAGUUAAGAACGGCCUGUUGGACCACGCCCACAAGAGACCGUCGUAUUACAAACAUGGAAGGAGGGACUCGAGGGACAGAUACUGGAGGAACGGAGACAUGGAGGCGUACGGAGAGCAAGGUUACUACAGCAGAGAGGAAGACAACGACAGCAUCACCUCCAGAGACAGACAUUACCCCGACGAGCCUCCUCUGUACAGAGACCACUACGAUGGCCACGCCCCCUACACCAACAGUGGCUAUGGUAACGGCUACAGCGAGGGAAGGAGGACAACCCGGCGACGCCUACUUCCUGCCACACCCACAGGUCGGAAGCCGUCUUUUAACAUCCAGUGUCUGAGGAGGCAGGGCAGCAGCGACGACCUGCCGAUCCCCGGGACGUACCACCCCACCUCGCCGCCACGCCGCACGUGCACACAGCAGACGUUCAGCAGUUAUGAGUCUCGCCACUCUUCCGGUCACUCCUCAGCAGCCUCCUCAGCGUCCUGGGCGAACCCGUGUCCUCGCCGUGGUCGCCUCCUCUAUGCUCCCCUCAUCCUGGUGGAGGAGGAAGGCAGCCCUCCCUGGGGAGGAGGAGGGGCAGGAGGAGGAGGAGGAGGAGGAGGAGGAGGAGGAGGAGAAUUGAAGAAGGGAGGAGCAGGAAGAGGUGUCAGUGUGACAGGCGCAGCACCCAGACCGGCCUGGUACAGAGGCCCUGCAGGGACAUCAGCUCCGCCUCCGUACAGAGCGUACACCACCCUCAGAGUUCCCUCGCAGCUCGGCGCCCAGCUCACUGAGAAACGUGGCUCAGCCGACAGUCUGGUGGAGGCGGUUCUGAUCUCCGAGGGUCUCGGCCUUUACGCUCGGGAUCCAAAGUUUGUAGCGUUCGCCAAGCGGGAGAUCGCUGAUGCGUGUCACAUGACGGUGGACGAGAUGGAGUCGGCCGCCAGUGACCUCCUCGGCACGGGGAGCCACGGGUUCCUCAGCAACGCCCCGGCUGACCCCGCUGCGCUCUACAGCGACGAGGAGCCAAUCAGGACAGGGCGAGACGAGGACGAGCUGGCCGACGAGAUGACCUGCGUGACAUCAUUCUGAUGGACUGAAGCUCUGGACCAAUCAGGAAUGAGACAGACUGGCAACAGUGAUUGAUAAGACAUUUGACCAAUCAGAUGACGGGACAGGAAAAGGGAAAAGCGAGAGAAUAAAGGAUAAAGGUCAUAAUGGAGGUUUUUCUGUUGUCAUUUCAUGGACUGAGAUGAUCAGAGGAAAGAAGGAAGGAAGGAUAGUCUCUAGAAGAAGAAGUGAAAAACCGAUGGAAGAUAGCAGAGUGUAACUCAUUGCUGAUGUCGUCACGGUGACGUGUCUUGUCAGCUUGUUGCCGUGGUGACACUGCUAAGCUGCACAGAAUCACACUUUACCCACAAUGCACUGAUGAGAGUGUUACAGGUUGUCAUUUCAAGUGUCUCGCUUUUACUAGCUAAACAAAGAUCAGCAUUACGCUAGUUAGCUUAGGAUGCAAACUGUUUCCUCUGCCUGAAAAUAUAGCACUUAACAGCAAGCUAACUAAAUGCUAUAUUUCUACGGCCACUCACUCAACAGUGUUAGCUUGUAUUGAUCUUUACCAGUAGCUAACUUUGCUACAUCAAAUGCGAUAAAAUGCUAACUAGUAGCACAGUAACCUGUGUAGUGGUAGCUGUGUAUCAUUAGCACAGGCUCAGAACUAAUAGCACAACCUACUAACUGCUAACCUAAUGCUCAACUCAGUCAGCAUCAUUAGCUUGUGUUGAGGCUUUUAUCAAACCUAGCUACUUUGAAUUACACCAACUAAUAGCACAGUAUCCUGUGUAGUGUUAGCUGUGUAGCGUUAGCUCAGAGCUAACAGCAGGAAAUAGACACUGGUAGCUAACCAUAGGGAGGAAUUAGCAGGCAGUUGUUUUAUUCAGAUACAGUUAGCAGUAGCCCUGACGGUACCUGACCCGAUUGGUACUGAGCAUGUGCAAAGGAAACAGGAUCUCUCACUAGUUAGCUACUUCAAUUAUCAGCUCUGGAAAAAUUAUAUUUAGUGUAAAACUUCCUCUCAGCAUUAGCUAAAGUAGCAUUAAUAGCUCAACAAAACUUUGGUGCCACUUUUGCUAAUGUUUGUAUCUGAAAACUGUUCUUCUUUGGGAUCGUUGCGGUCUUAGAGGAUUUCACUUGCACUGUGCAGCGAGCUAACUAAAUGCAUCAACGGGCACUGACAGUUAGCUCAUUUAUUUAUACACUGUGUGAUUUUAUUCAAGUUAGCAUUACCUCUAGCAGGCAGCUAGCCUCACUACAUCGGAAGUGACAACAACUUAAGCUGUGUGACACUAAUUAGCCUCGCUAAUGAAUAUUAGCCAGCUACGUUGCUUGCAUGUUAGCUGUAGUUUUCUUUUAGUCCAAAAGCCGUUUUUUUCUUUUACUGUUGCAAUAAUCGCUGACUACGAGCAACUACGAGUUUUCUAUUAUCCGUUUAUCUUGUUUGCACGUGACGUCACGUCGCUGCGUUCCUGUGGCAAACUCCAGAUGGCGGACAGGAAGUGAUUGUAUACGUUGGAAGCACUGUCACAAACUCUCUGAAUGCUCAAAUCGAUCAAACCGGGAAACCACAACAAGCUUUUAUAUAGAGAAGUUGUUGUUCUUAAGGAGGAAAAAACGUCUUGUGAGUUUGUCUGUGGAAGCAAACGUAGCCUAUUUCAUAAUCUAUAUCCGUUUAAGCUUUAUUUAUUUACACCACAUUAUUGAUGUCAAUUAGUUUGCUAAAUUAGCUAGCAUUUUACUAAUGUUAGCUUUCAGAUGUAACCAGCUAAUUAACUAUUUAUGUAAAUUAGCUAGUGUUUAGCUAACUUUAGCUUUCAGAUGUACCUAGUUAGCUAAUGAUGGAUGUUGAUUAGCUAGCUGGUGUUUUUAUCUGAAGCAAAACUAGCAAUUGAUAUAGACUAGUUAGCUCGUUUGCUAGCAAGAAAUUGACAAAGAACGCCGGAAAAGAUGCAAGUUCUUCUGUGGAAGCAAACGUAGCCCAUUUAAAAAAAUUCUAUUAGUUUAAGCUAUAUUUAAACUAUUGUAUAUAUUUAUAAUAUUUCCGGCACUUCACCUCGCUGUCAGACAGCUCUUUCUGACGAGGAACUGAAGCUGCUCUCUUCAACGCCAUCAGACUCACAAAACAGUCCUCUGGUCCACCGCUGCCUCGACCUGCAGCCGCUAACGUUAGUUCGGAUCCAAAUUAAAGUGUUAAACCACCAAAGUCACACAAUGACACAAAACUCUGUUACAGCUAAUGUUAGAUAGGCUAAUCUAUGUUGAAAAUACAACCACAUUUUGAAGAUGGUUAAAAUAUAAAAGAGACGUAUAUAUAGUCACACUAACAUUAUCAGAUGUAACGAGGUAACUAAUGGUCGAUGUAAAUUAGCUAGCUAAAGUCAGAUAAAAGAGACGUACCGGAUAUUCAGCUAGCUCAACCCUGGAAACCAGUUUGUGACCAACAAGUUGACCGAUAUCGAACUCCAGAACGCAGCCGAUAACAAACGUCUUCCUGAUGUGAAGUCUGCUCCCUGCUGAAGGUUGUUGAGGUUCAGUGUGAUCUGUCAGCUUCAGUCUGAUGAGUUUUAUAUGACUGCUGAUGAUGUGUGGAGGAUUAUAUUCUCAGAUUUUAUUAAUGUGUAUUUUUAUUCUCAUAAAUGAACUGAAAAGACUUUCUGUUUUUUAUUGGACUGCGGAGUGUUUGUUCAGUGUGUUCAGCUUUUCUUUUUUUAAAUGUUUUUUAUUCGUUCUGACAGUUUGUUAAUCAGACAGUCCGGUGGUGUUUCUGUCUCGUCUUAAUUUUUGUGUCUUCUUUUAGUUUUUCCUUCCUGCAGUUUGGACAGUUUCCCAGCAGUUAAGGGCUUUUUGAUUCCACGCCUGGAUUCCCCAGAAACCUCCUCCUAAGACGCUGAGAACUCGUUUGCGUUCAGCUGAGAAACACAAACUCUGUCUGAACCCUCGUUUACCUCAAAUAAACAAUGGAAACAA
Messenger RNA from Dicentrarchus labrax (European seabass), 9555 nucleotides. It is a transcript of the gene cacna1fb, whose product is annotated as calcium channel, voltage-dependent, L type, alpha 1F subunit. Gene Ontology annotation, cellular component: voltage-gated calcium channel complex; membrane. Gene Ontology annotation, molecular function: high voltage-gated calcium channel activity. Gene Ontology annotation, biological process: calcium ion import across plasma membrane. Lineage: Eukaryota; Metazoa; Chordata; Actinopteri; Moronidae. The transcript has 51 exons. The coding region runs from base 316 to 6624 and encodes 2102 amino acids. The record is from RefSeq and is a predicted model, not a curated record.